GCCGAGUGGUGUGUUCGAUUUGCUGACAUUUGUGUGAAUAAAAUUCCUUAUUUGAUACGGUUUUGGAUUUAAGACGACAUUUUACAUAAUACCAUAAAGUAAAGUCGUUGAAAUUUCGCCACAAAUUGAGACUAUGGCUCACUGGUUCGUGGACCAGCUAAUCGCGAUGGAUUCCAGACUACAGAACAGGAAACCAGUACUGGAAGGACUUUCCAAGCUUACUCGAGUGGCAACCGAGAAUGGCUGAUAGGAUUCAAGCUACCUGACGGGCGGUUUUCCACCACAUAAAGUGUUUAUGAUAAACCAGUGAAUUUGUGCCUUUACCGAAAAGAGAACUACUUUGUAGAAGGUGUUCCAGAUGAUCGUGGAGACGCUGAUUUCUUGGGUGUCCGCCUACAGGAACCAUAACAAUAUGACUCUCCUGGCUUCCGUCUCGUCGCUUCUGGAAGGGUCAGGAAUGGAAGAGCGGCUGCAGGAGGCAAAGGACGUCCUGGCCUUGCAGUUCCAGGGCCUCGCCCUCGGGGUCUUCAGCCAGGGGAUGCCCUGGCACCUCCUGCCUUACCUGGUGCUGUUCGUGGUCCUCUGGACCGUGUAUCGCGUGGCUUUCCAUCCUCUCAAUCGGGUCAUGAAUAUGGAGGAUAUUGGCUGGGGAUGCCUGAGCUCCCAGGACGGCAAGUCCUUGGCCGAGAAGAUCCGCAGGAUGCAGAAACUGAGGAAGACUGGGGACUUGCCUCCUUCUUACCCUAAUGGUUGGUUCGCCAUCGCCGAAUCCAGGAACGUGGCUGCUGGACAGGUAAUCCCGGUCAACGCCCUCGGGGAAGCCCUGGCAGUUUUCCGAGGCACUGAUGGAGAAGCCCACGUGGUCGACGCCUACUGCCCCCAUCUGGGGGCCAACAUGGCCGUUGGUGGGGUCGUGAAGGGCAGCAGCCUGGAAUGUCCCUUCCACGGAUGGCAGUUCGAUGGGAUCGAUGGAUCGUGUGUACACAUUCCUAAUUGCGCUAAAGUCCCGAAGACAGCCAACGUGAGGACGUGGGAGGAGCCGCGAGAUGAACGGCUUCAUCUUCGUCUGGCACGACGCAGAGGGCCGGGCGCCGAUGUGGGAAAUCACCGAAAUCAAAGAGAUUACCUCCACAAGUGGACUUUUCGGGGCCGCACUUCCCACGAGGUUCUGGCCCAUAUACAGGAAAUUCCCGAAAACGGAGCUGAUGUGGCCCAUCUGCUGCACCUCCAUCGUCCCAACAUCUUCAAAGGGUCCGAUCUCCGUGACGCCUUUGCAGACAAUCAGGUUUUGGACGUGGCCCAGCACAUCUGGGACGGAGAGUGGAGGUCCCGGCCAGAGCCGGAGUCCCACACGGCAGAACUGAAGGUGACCCACACAUUCGCGCUCUUCGGUGGCAAGUUCAAGAUCCUCACCAUGACCGUCAAGGCAGAACAGAUCGGGCCAGGCGUCGUGCACUUGCACUUCGACACAAGCCUAGGCUCCGGCGUCCUCAUCCAAGUGGUCACCCCAGUGGAGCCUCUGCGUCAGAAGAUUGUGCAUCAGUUCUAUUCGUCGUCAAGCUUCAUCGCACCUUACGCAAAAUUCGUCCUGCUCUGUGAGGCACGCCAUGUGGAGAGAGACAUCAUGAUCUGGAACAACAAGCAGUACAAAGCUCAGCCGAUGUACGUCAAGGAAGACCGCUUCCUGAAGAAGUUCCGCUCCUGGUACGCGCAGUUCUACUCUCAGAACAGCCAGCAGUUCUCCUUCAGGAACGAGACACUGAGCUGGUGAUUUCGAGAGACGCAGUGACGACGACCUCGCUUGCCUUCAUUAUUACUUUCUAGGUCACUUUCUGGACCUUAUCCCAAGCUUAGCGCCGCAGAACCUGAAGGAAGAGGCACAAUUUCCUUUCUGGGUUGUCAAGGGAUGUGUUUGUGUUAGUCGUCUAGGGUUUCAGCAAUUCAUAGUAUGCAAAUGCAUCCUUAGAAGUAAGGAAAUAUGUGGCUGGUAUGUAACUUGAUGCAUAUAUAGAUGACUGUUUAGUCAGGUAAACAGGCUCGAUUUGUUACAGGUAGGAAUCUGCAAAACUGUUAUUGUAAACCUUGUUAAUCAUUGUUAAUCAGAAAGUAAGACCAGUCGAUUACAGAUAGAACUCGGUGAAACAAAUAGAAAAAAAAACUAUUACAACCAUGGGCAUUUAGGACAGUCUGUCGUGAACUGUUAACUUGAAACCGCAGGAAUAAUUCAGUUAAAUAAGAAGCUGUGACAGACAUUGCAAUCAAAAACUUACUCUUCAACGUAUGCAAGGACAAAUCAGUUAUGGAACGCGGUUAAGAACAAGAUAUGAGCUUGUAAAGGCAUAUCUCUAGUACCAGAGUUUGUGUGGCCCAUACAUACAUACAUGUAUACACAUGAGUAAAUAACUUUAAGGAACUUGUAUAAGAAACGUGUAGGAACAGAACUUUCCCUUAAGAAAGUGCUGUACGCUGAUUUUGUUGUGGUCACGAAGAGGAACGGGACAAUCCUGGUGAUUCUAGCGAGCGAGACAAGUCUUAUUAUGACAAGCAAGGAAAGGGAUAUAAGUUUGCUGUAUCUGAGAACGUGGAAGAAAACGCCGCUCAGCCGAACGUUAUCAUAGUUAAUUAUGAGCUGAAAAAUUAAGUUAAAAGUCCAAACCUGGAGCCUUAAGGAAAGGUUUGAUGAAUCAUUGAGGUUAUAUGCUAAGAAAAUGUUAGUUCACAACUAGUAAUUAGUUCAAUAAUGCACAGCUAGUCACAGCUAUUAACUAGGCAAUUUUAACGUUUUUUGGAGGUUUUUGCUGAUAGUAUAAAAACGAAAACCUAUUAAAUUCAGAUCGUUAGUGACUAUAGGUUAAAGAUAAUCGUGCAAAAGAAAAAAAUGACAUUAGGAAACAAUCUUGUCUUUAUUGAUUAUGAUUUGUAAUAACCCCGUUAUCCACAACCAUCUUGGAGAUUAUUCUAGACAUUUCAGUCUGUGCGAUGUGAAUAACUGAUAAUUAGAACUGUGGGGUAUACCAAAAUUCAUCAUGAAAUUAUGAAAAUAAUUUAGUAGUUGCAAAUUUAUCAUAAACCGUGUUAAAUAUGUUAAAUUAAAUCGGUUUGUUAAGCUUUGUUCAGGUUUCAUAAGAUCAGAAAGUUAGCACAGGUUAAGAUUUCAAAAUCGUAUUGCAAUACUUUAAUUAAUUAUCGAACCUUCUGUGUCUUGCUGCUGACAAUUAGCGUAUAUAAGCUCCAUUGGUACGUAUAUGUAGUCUAUCUUGAGAAAAAAAAAACAUACGCUCAUUGUAAUCGUUGUAAUUGUAUAUAGUAUGUUUUAGUAAGCGUAUGUCUGUACAUAUGUAUUUAAGUAGGACCGAUGUCUCUCAUCAAGUAGAAUUAUUUCAUAAAAAUAUCAUAUAGGUUUGCGUAUAAGUAAAUUGGCCUUAAAGCUGAAAGUUAUUUACUAAAAGGCUGUGAUUUGUAUCAUUUUAGCUUGGGAUUACGCGGCAUUACGAAACUGAGAUGUGAUGGUUAAAUAUUAGGCCUAUAAUUGUUUUGUGGGAAAAGUCUAAACAGCUGUUGAAAUGGAAAACCAGCUACCACGGCUUAGAAAAGCAAACUUUCACGCUUAGAUUUGGGUCAAAUUAGUACAAAUCGUCCACGUGUGAUAUAUAUAUAUGUAAAAUAAUCAGUUGGAUCCGGUUAAAGAUUGUCUUCUGGGCUUUUGUUAUUUUUAAUCAAAUGUACUACAAGAACGUGAGAAUAACAAAACAUAAUUCUUGCAAAAUUUCAAGUUUAACGUAAAUUUGUGGAAAUGCGUAUGAUUUUAUUUAUAAAUAUAAUAACUAUAAUAUUAAUAAUAAGCCACUGAGCUUUUAUUUCUUUGCGUACUACAUACGGCGCUCGAGAGGCACUCACUACCUCUUGAUAUUCAACUCUUAUUUUGCACAUUACACGUAUAUAUAUGUUUUGGGUAUCUGUAUCGUGUAUUAGCUUCAGGUAAGCUAAUAACAUAGCAUGUGUAUCUUAUGUAGAAUUUCAGUUUAGUUAAUAGUACCAUGUAUCGUCUUGUAUAUCGUAUGUAGAAUUUCAGUUUAGUUUUUAGUACUAUGUAUCGUCUUGUGUCAGUUGUUUUUUUUUAAUGUGUUAUUUUACCCUAUUGUUCUUCUCCAGUGUAUGUUCAAUUAUUGUUCUGUGAAUUUUCUCAUUUCUUGCUGUUGCAAACUCUGCAAUAGAUCAUUCUCCUACAGGGGAAAUGUUUCAAUGGUAUUUAACGCUACAAAACCAAAUGAUAGUCUGCUGACUUAGAUUUAUCCGAGAAAUUGCACACAUUCCGUCCGUUUUAUCAUCAUCCACCUCACUGUAGUGUGACACAUAGCACAACUCUCUUCUUAUUAUUAAGUUUAUAUAUAUGUUCCUGAUGACAAUACCACGUAAAGGCCGUAGUCUUAAUUUUACAAAAUAAAAUAAAAACCGUCCUUUAUUGUAAAUAGGAAAUAAAAGUACACGCGAAUUAAAA
Molecule: messenger RNA, 4498 nt
Organism: Macrobrachium nipponense
Lineage: Eukaryota; Metazoa; Arthropoda; Malacostraca; Decapoda; Palaemonidae
Gene: nvd
Product: cholesterol 7-desaturase nvd-like
Exons: 11
Coding region: 359-1771 (470 amino acids)
Biological process (GO): cholesterol metabolic process
Molecular function (GO): 2 iron, 2 sulfur cluster binding; oxidoreductase activity
Source: RefSeq, a predicted model, not a curated record